CACACACACACACACACACACAGAGGCUGGAUCAGGGUGAAUCAAAUUCAAUGUUGCUUUUAAAUCAAGCACAAAGUGGGAAUAAUUGCCUGAUCCUGGAGAACAUAACAUGGCAUUACCAGGAUUUCCAAACGCGUGUCAUUCUUAUCCGGAUCAAACUUUUAGAACAACUGGGCCCAAGAUUUAUGCAGAAGUAUUUGCAAAAGACCUGAGAAGGUUUAAAAUACAACAAAGGCUGGAUUGAUUCAGGAUUCAUCCGACUCCAGGCGUCUCCUGUCAUAUUCAUCAUGAUUACACUGAACACCGUCUCACGUCUGCGAAAGCCAGGGCUUCAUCAGCGUACAUUACACAGCAACAAAACAAGCCCUGAAAAUUAAUAAAAUAACUUUGAUGUUUUGUAAAUUACACUUUUGCAGUGGGUUUGUAGGUGUUGUUAUGCAUGUGUUUGAAGCGCUUGGAAACCCUGAAGCCAUCAGAAUCUGAAAGAGCUUUCUUAGCAAGGAUGCUUUACACUGCACUGCUUGAAUCACCAAAUUUAUUCAAUAUUCAGAUGUAACCUCCCGUGUAAUCGCUAACGUUUUCAUAAGUAAAAACCUUACUAAUAGCGUGUGUCCGCUAGAUGGCAGUGAAACACUUCUGCUGCAGAUGAACAUCAGAUCACAACUGCGUGAAAUAGCCAAUAUCACUACAGUCCACGGUCUUAUAUUUAGUUUUAUAUUCAUUAAAAACAACAUUCAUCAACUGAAAGCCCAUGCAACCGUCACAGAUUGUUAAAAUAACAGCGCUCACUAUCACUUUCAGAUUUAAAUAAGCCCAAAAGAAGCAUGACUUGUUGAAUACUUAUCUAUUAUGUGAUAAAACGUGUGAUGUGAUCAAUUUAGUGAUUAUAGUGUCAACUCUCUGACGAACUGUUUUAUAACUUAUGAACAUAAACACGGAUGAGUAUAACUGUGACGCACCAAUAAAAACAAACGCCGCAGUGCAUCUCGGGAAAUGGAGUUUUGUGCUAAAAAUGCGCACAUCGGAUUUCUUGCACAGUUUAUUAAUAUUUCACAUUGGAAAAAUAAAGGAUGACAGCGACUCGAUUUUAGCGACUCCCAGCGUGAAUAUUAAAUUAAAAAAUACCAACAUAAGCACGUGUUUAAUAAGUUUGAACGAUCCAAAAUAGCAGUACGAGGGCGUUACUGGCUUCUAUUCUCGCGAGAUUUAAGUGAAGCGUCGCGUCUUCUCGCUCUUUUUAUUCAUGAGUAUACAAAAAGCAGUCAACUUGUAAAAACGAAUGAAAAAAAAUGGUUUAAAAACCAGAAUAAAUCUAACGCUUCCCUGAUCCCUGUCACAUAUCUCUGAAGCGUCCUCCUGAGGACUUGAACUCUCGCGAUGGUUCGCAAUUCCCGCGAGCUUACAGUGACGCCUCUUCCCCCUUCUUAUAUUUAUUUGUAUAAUGCAAAAAACUGUAUAAAUAUACGAUAGAACAUCACUAGAAAAUGCCAGGCUAUAGUAAAUACAGCAUUCCGGUCAGGGUUGCCAGGUUUUCACAACAAAAUCCGCUCAAUUGCCAAUAUUCACGUUUUUUGUCCCUGGUAAAAUCUGCAUUCCAGGGGCUAAAUAUCACGUUAUUGAGGUCACUUCAAACCACGAACAUGAAAAUACAUAUCUAUGGAAAAAUAAACCCAGGUUAAAGCUAGAUGGUAUUCAUCUACCAGGCAUGUGCACAUCAAUAUAGCAUCUUUUUUGUCACACGAUACAACAAUAAUUACUGUUUUUGCAUUAUUGUAAGGGGUAUAAUAAAAGACGUUAAUAAAACACAAUCUAAUAGGUAGAAAAUUAAAUGAAUUGUUAGCUUCCGGUUUCAGCUGUAUCCCUUCGAUCCACAAAGUAGCAGGAAAACCGCGGACUUGGCAACACCGAGAUUCCUCCGCUUUCGCUUCAGUUUACGCGAACUCUCGCGCGUUUGUUUCUCGCGAGAUUUGCCUCGUCCGCGUUCAGACUCCAUGAUCUGCUGCCGAGCGGCGCGCCGCGAUCGUUCAUGACGCCCCUCUGCGCGUCGUGCGGCGCUCGUAUCCCCGCUCAGAUGGACUAAAGAGCGAUCCGCGAGGAUGGAGAGCGUGAAACUGAAGAAAAGCGGCGCUCCGAGUGCGGCCUUGAGAUCCGCGGCCGAUGAAGAAGACGACGAAGGCCAGAGAGCGUCGAACCCGCGUCAGAACCGGAGCCGGAGCCCCGCCGAGCUGAGGAGGAGGAGGGUGAGGAGGCACGCGUCCAGCGUCAGCUCGUCUCUGGACCGGCAGAGACACCGAGCCGCGGCUCCGCUGCAGCUGUGUGACCGGCAGUGGGUCCGCCAGGACCUGCGCCGCGGCUCCGUACACGUCCAUGACCGCCUGACGGUGCGGUCGCUCCCGCCGCGGCUCGUGCUGUGCACCGCGGACUGCACCGCGGCCGAGAUCGCGCAGCGCCUGAGCGGCAAACCGGGCUCGGUCCUGAGGCUGGCCGCCAAGACGGACGUGAACGGGAACUGCGACGGCGACCGGCUGCGACUGCUGCUGCUGGAGAAGGAGCACCGGUUCCGGUACGACAUCUACACCGAGCCUCAGGACGAGGACUCCGUCAAACGGUCCGCGGGCUCCGAUGUGGAGAGCAGCAGCGACCUGAGCUCCGGGGCCCGGCUCAGCCGGCACCGGGACUCGCUCAGCGACGACAUGACCCUGGGAACCGACGCUUCGGCGCUCGAGGGCCUGGACACGUACGGCAGCUCCUCGGACGAGCUGGAGCUGGACUGUCCGGUAACGGACGGAGCCGAGGCGAGUCCCGCCGGUGACUGGGACUCCGGUCCGGCGCUGUACGUUCAGCUGCACGGCGAGGCGGCCCGGCGCCUGGGGCCCGAGGAGAGGCCCCUGCAGAUCCAGAACGACUUUCUCUUUAAACUGGGAUUUAAGGAUCCGUGGCGGGUGCAGGAGGAGGGCAUGAACACCGAGCUGGGGUCGCUGCUGCGCUUCUACGCAGGAAAACCUCACAGCAUCGAGAGCUCCGAGCGCAUCCAGCUCUCCGGAACGUAUAACGUAAGGAAAGGAAAGCUGCAGCUGCCGGUGAACCGCUGGAGUCGACGGCAGGUGAUUUUGUGUGGCACUUGUCUGAUGGUGUCCUCAGUGAAGGCCAGCCAUACGGGCAAGAUGCACAUCCUGCCACUGAUCGGAGGAAAGGUGGAAGAGGUGAAGAAACACAGUCACUGUUUGGCCUUCAGCUCGGCGGGACCUCAGAGUCAGACCUACUACAUCAGCUUCGACAGCUUCACCGAACACCUGCGCUGGCACCGGCAGGCGGCGAAGGUGGUGUCUCAGAGGAUCAGCUCGGUGGAUCUGUCCUGCUGUAGUCUGGAGAAGCUGCCUCCUAACCUGCUGUACAGUCAGGAUCUGACGCACCUCAACCUCAAACACAACUUCCUUCCUGCAGACCAGACGCUGCUGCAGCUCCAGAGAUUUUCCCGCCUGCGGAGUCUCAAUCUGUCUCAUAAUCAGCUGGGGAGUUUCCCGCUGUCCAUCUGCUCCAUCAGCACACUGACGGAGGUCAACCUCAGCUGCAACCACCUGACCUCCGUCCACCCCGACGUGGGCAACAUGAGCAAUCUGCAGACGCUGGUUCUGGAUGGGAAUCUGCUGAGUGCUCUCCCUGCGGAGCUGGGCCGUCUGCAGCGGCUGGCCUAUCUGGGCCUGUCCUUCAAUGAGUUCACACAGGUGCCGCCGGUGCUGGAGCGGCUGCCCGCCGUCGAGAGGCUCUGCAUGGCCGGGAAUAAAGUGUGUGUGCUGACGCUACAGGCCUUCCGCCUGCUGACGCUCAAACACGUCGACCUGCGUCUGAAUCAGAUCUCGUCUGUGCUGCCGGACGAGCCGGAGUUUCUGCGUCACGUGACACAGCUGGACCUGCGGGACAACCAUCUGACCGAGCUGGACGCGUCCGUCUUCCCGCGGCUGGAGGUGCUGCACUGUCAGAGGAACCGCAUCUGUCGUCUGCGUCUGCGUGGCUGCACGCUCAAGGCUCUCUACGCCUCCAGCAACGAGCUGCAGGAGCUCGACGUGAGUCCCGCCGCCGCCAGCCUCACUUACCUGGACAUCUCCAGGAACUGCAUGAAGGCUCUUCCUGAUUGGCUGAGUGACAGCAAGAAGCUGGAGGUUCUAGACGUCAGUCACAAUCACAUCACUGAACUUCCUCCGUGGCUGCUGUGCAGUGGGGGUCUGAGGAAGAUCCUGGCGGGUCACAAUCAGCUGAAGCGUCUGCCGGAGCGAGUGGAGCGUCCAGCGGUGGAGGUGCUGGACAUACAGCACAAUCAUCUCAGCGAGCUUCCCUGCAACCUCUUCCUCAAAUCAGAGAGUCUGCGGUGUCUGAACGCAUCGGCCAAUAAGCUGGAGAAUCUGCCGGCGUCCAGCCUAUCAGAGGAGAGCAGCAGCGUCCUGCAGGAGCUCUACCUGACCAACAACCACCUGACCGACAGGUGUGUGCCGCAGCUGACCGGACACACACACCUGCGGAUCCUGCACAUGGCCUACAACCACCUGCAGACCUUCCCAGCCAGUAAAAUGGCCAAGCUGGAGGAGCUGGAGGAGCUGGACCUGAGUGGGAACAGGCUGAAGGCGGUGCCCACCACCAUCAUGAACUGCAGACGCAUGCACACACUAGCGGCUCACUCCAACUGCAUCGAGGUCUUCCCCGAGGUCCUGCAGCUCCUGGAGAUGAAGUGUGUGGACGUGAGCUGUAAUGAGCUGAGUGAGAUCACUUUACCUGACAGUCUACCUCCUAAACUUCAAGAGCUGGAUCUGACGGGAAACCUGCGCCUGAAUCUGGACCACAAGACCCUCGAGCAGCUCAAUAACAUCCGCUGUUUCCGGAUAGACCCGCCCCCCUCCUCGUUCUCAGCCAAUGAGGGGGCAGGAGGGCCGGCUGUCUGGAGUCACGGCUUCACCGAAGCCUCGGGCGUCAAAAACAAACUGUGUGUGGCGGCGCUGUCGGUGAACAGCUUCUGCGGCAGCAGAGAAGCUCUGUACGGCGUGUUUGACGGGGACAGGAACGUGGAGGUGCCGUAUUUACUGCAGUGCACCAUGAACGACAUACUGGCCGAGGAGCUUCACAGGACCAAGAGCGAGGAAGACUACAUGACCAACACCUUCCUCGUCAUGCAGAGGAAGUUGGGCACAGCAGGGCAGAAGCUUGGCGGCUCGGCGGCGCUCUGUCACAUCCGGCACGACCCCACGGACCCCGCCGGCUGCUUCACCCUCACAGCUGCUAAUGUGGGCAAGAGUCAGGCGGUGCUGUGCCGCGACGGCAAGGCGCUUCCGCUGUCGCUGCUGCACAACAUCAGCAUCCAGGAGGAAUACGACCGCGUGCGGCAGCAUAAAGCCAUCAUCACGGAGGACAACAAAGUGAACGGCGUAACAGACUCCACACGCAUCAUGGGCUAUUCGUUCCUCUACCCGGCGGUCUUGCCUCGCCCAUACGUCACCACGCUCCCGCUGACCCCCAGAGAUGAGUUCUUCAUUCUGGGCAGCAGAGGUCUGUUCGAAGUCUUGGACCCUAGCGAGGCGGUCGAAGCCAUACGGAAGGUGCCCGAUGCACUGGCGGCUGCCAAGAAGCUGUGCACGCUGGCACAGUCGUACGGCUGCACCGACAGCCUCUGCGCCGUUGUGGUGCAACUCAAUGUGGCAGAAGACUGUUGUUGUUGUUGUUGCGCGGCGUCUGCGGAGCCCAGCUCCGGAAACACGCAUGCACCUCCGAGCCCCGGGCCUGGGCUGUUCCCGGCCUCCUCUGCCGCCGUGCCCCCGUCCUCCUGCAGUGAGAUCAGCUCUGAGGUCAGUGCAUCCGAGAUGAGUUCCGAAGUGGGAUCCACCGCAUCCUCGGACGAGCCCCCGCUCCUGCUGCAGGAGGCACAGCUCCACCUUCAUCCACAGAGCCACCCCAACCCACGCCUCCCCUGCUGCUCGCUCCACCUCGCGCCCAACUCCGGAAGCUCCUUCCAGAGGCAGCUGUCCAGCGCCACCUUCUCCAGCGCGCUCUCGGACAAUGGCUUGGACAGUGAGGACGAGGAGCCCAUCGCAGGAGUCUUCUCCAACGGCAGUCGGGUGGAAGUGGAGGCCGAUGUCCACUGUCUGCUCCCUUUGCCUCCGCCUCCUCCACCCUGUACCCCAGAAACCCCGGAGAAGCUUCCGGAGGAGGCCGGGAACCUUGCGGGAGCGGAUGCUUGGAGCAAGACCUUGGGAAGGCGGCGGGGAAACGGCUCCGUGGCGCCGCAGGAGCAGAGUCACAACUUGAUUGAGGUGGCGACUGAAGCUCCUUCUAAAAAACCUGGAGGUUACUUCACGGCGCCCGCUCAACCCGACCCAGAUGACCAGUUCAUCAUUCCUCCGGAGCUGGAGGAGGAGGUGAAGGAGAUCAUGAAACAACAUCAGCAGGACCAACAGAAGCCGGCCAAGAGCGAGCGACCUGCGGACUACUACGACACGCCACUCUGAAGUC
Molecule: messenger RNA, 6495 nt
Organism: Onychostoma macrolepis
Lineage: Eukaryota; Metazoa; Chordata; Actinopteri; Cypriniformes; Cyprinidae
Gene: phlpp1
Product: PH domain and leucine rich repeat protein phosphatase 1
Exons: 17
Coding region: 2097-6491 (1464 amino acids)
Molecular function (GO): protein binding
Source: RefSeq, a predicted model, not a curated record